UUGCUCCAUUCCAUUCCAUUCAACACAAAAAUAAAACCCACCCCGCUGCGUAUCUUUUACUCUUCUUCUCAGCUUUCAGAUUUCAUAUUUCUUUCUUUCUGGUUCAGAUCUCAGAUUCUGACUUUCUUCUUUUCCGUUUUCUUCCAUAAAAAUUAAAAAGGCUAUGGGCUUUAAAAGAAUCAGAGAGGACGGUGAGAUGGAGCCUUUGGAUGUCGUCAAGUGCUUGAUGCUUCUAUCCAAAGUCGGCAACAACAACAACAACAACAACAACAGCCAAAACGAUGUCGUUGUGGCCAAGAAACAGUCGUCAUCUCCGGGUCGGGUUUUCGUCUGCAAGACCUGUAACAGACAGUUCAAUUCGUUCCAAGCUUUGGGAGGACACAGAGCCAGCCACAAGAAGCCCAAGCUGAUGACCGGAGAUCAUGUCAAUGAUCAGCUGCCGAGUUCGCCGGUGAAGCCGAAGACGCACGAGUGCUCCAUAUGCGGUCUCGAGUUCGCUAUCGGACAGGCGCUGGGAGGUCACAUGAGGAGGCACAGGCAUGCCACGGAGGACGGUGGUGUUACGGAUCGGCAUCAUGAUCAGCAGCCGUCAUUGCCGGUGUUGAAAAAAUCAAGUAGUAGCAAAAGAGUCAUGUGUUUGGAUUUGGAUUUGGAUUUGAAUUUAGCACCGCCUGGUGGGAAUGACGAUUUGAAGCUGCGAUUAGUGACUCCUACGGUGGAUAGUUUUGUGUACAAAUCUUUGAAAAUAUAGGCUUUUCUUUUUUUCUCUUUUGUAUUUUAUUUUUGGAUACCGGACGACAUGUAGUUGUGAUUUUCCUAGACUGAUUUAUUUGUUAUAUUCAUGUUUAUAGAUAGAAAAAAGAUUUUUUUUUUAAUUUUUUUAAAUUUUGUGGGAGAUUAAUUAUCAUGUAUUUUUGACGUACUUAUAGUUUGGUCUUUUGUAUACG
Molecule: messenger RNA, 947 nt
Organism: Ziziphus jujuba (common jujube)
Lineage: Eukaryota; Viridiplantae; Streptophyta; Magnoliopsida; Rosales; Rhamnaceae
Product: zinc finger protein ZAT12
Exons: 1
Coding region: 164-751 (195 amino acids)
Biological process (GO): response to chitin
Source: RefSeq, a predicted model, not a curated record